Kickxella alabastrina is the source of this 1183-nucleotide messenger RNA. RefSeq lists its product as uncharacterized. Gene Ontology annotation, molecular function: mRNA binding. The transcript has a single exon. The coding region runs from base 96 to 1004 and encodes 302 amino acids. The record is from RefSeq and is a predicted model, not a curated record. Gene Ontology annotation, cellular component: mRNA cleavage and polyadenylation specificity factor complex. Lineage: Eukaryota; Fungi; Kickxellomycota; Kickxellomycetes; Kickxellales; Kickxellaceae. Gene Ontology annotation, biological process: mRNA 3'-end processing.
UUUAUUUAUUUGAUAUUUCUUAAUAAACUGCAUAUACCUUCAUUAUUCUUGCUCUGCAUCACCGUAAUAUAUUACUAUUUGCUUUUUUAACUGAAAUGGAUCACAAUUGGCAAGAGAUGGAAGAAAGCAACAUUGUUUUUUUGGGCAAUGUCGCUUACGACACAACCGAAGAGCAGCUCCGCCAGAUGCUCGAGCUCGCAGGCCCUGUCAUUGACAUCCGGCUGGUAUUUGACCCCAACACCAGCCGCGCCAGGGGUUUUGGCUUCUGCCAAUAUGCUGAUACUAACAUUGCCGCCAGCGCGAUCAAAAAUCUCAAUGACUCGCUAGUCGACGGUCGCAACAUCAAAAUCGGGUACGCGGACCGCGACAGAAUCCGGGCAUAUCUUGGAACCGACGGUUUGUCGCUGAGGAAUACGCCGAAGAGUACGCAGAGGGAGCCAAUGGGCGGCCCAGGAGGUGUAGACAAAGCUAGAGAGAUUGUUAGCCAACUCAGCUCGGAUAUGCGGAUGGAACUGAUCGCGCAAUACAGAGCAUACGCAGACGUCAACACAACCAAGGCGAAACAAGAGCUGACGAAGAAUCCGGGGCUUGCGUGGGCGGUUUUGGCAGCUAUGGAGUUGGAGGGCUUGGUUGCUGAUGAGCAGCUGAAAAUUAUUAAGGGCGGAGCCGCUGAUGUUACCAUGGCUGCGGGAACGUUGCGCCCAACGGGAAUGCCCCAUCAGAGACCCCCACCUCCGCCGUUUCAAUCUCGUCACGCGGCUUCCUCUCAAUCCAUGCCGCCCCAGCCGCACUUUGAUUAUUCAACACCAGCUCCUGCUUUGGCGCCUGCACCUGUACCCGCCCCAGCUCUGGUUAUUGCCGAUGAGUCGGCGGCCACGGAGAUGGACAACGCAGAGGUGCUCAAGCAGCUUUUGAGUCUGACAGACGAGCAGUUGGCGCAGCUGCCCGAGGAACAUCGCCAGCAAAUAAUUGAGCUCAAGCAGCAGCUCCAGCCGGGCAUUUGAAACUUAUUUUUCCGCAGUUCAUAAUUUAUUUUUUUAGUAUAUUGGGGGUGCAUUGCGUUUAUAUUUUGACAAAAUCGAAGGCAGGAACAUUAAGGUCUGUAAAAGCCCACACUUGUCAUUAAGGUGUUGCGUGUAUGUGGAUACGUGCUGCUUGGUUUAUUUAUUGCUUUCUUAGCGAG